GAAGAAAAACGUGACCACGUUGGGCAACACCGCAGCCAAUCGUAGCCUGCAAAAAGGGACUCGAGACAAACCGGAAAUCAGCUGAACGUUGUUUUUUUCCCCACAUUUUUAACAUCGCAGAACAUCUCUCUCUCUCUCUCUCUCUCUCUCUCUCUCUCUCUCUCUCACUCUCUCUCUCUCUCUCCCUCUCUCUCCCUCUCUCUCUCUCUGGACACAACAGUCACUUCAUCCGAAUGGACGGCCACACGGAGAGGACGCGUUCAGGAAGCUAAAGCGAAGUAUGUGAAGAGGGGAAACGAUGUGCUCCACGGGAACCAACGCGGAGCUGCAGCAGACACCGUCCGAUCCGGCUCUGGUGCUGGAGCUGAAGACCAGGCGUCCUCCGUCCCUGGAGGGCCGGGCGGGAUGCGAGACCUGGAGCGUGGACUUCUCCCCGGACGGAGCCUGGUUCGCCUGGUCCAUGGGACACGGCAUCGUGUGGGUGGUCGCAUGGCCUCUCGACUCCGAAGACAGUCAGGAUGGAGAUACCGACCGAGGAGACAAGAGCUUCAGUUGCGGUCACCCGGUGUGGGGCCUCGCCUUCGGACCCAGACCCCCGAAAUGCGCCGCGGGGGCAGAGCCGGCUACAAAAACGCCGAAAGGAACCAACAGCCUGCUCCUGGCCACAGGCCUGGAGAACGGGGUGAUCAAAAUCUGGAACGUGCUUACAGGUGAUGCUGUUUUUGACCUCCACGGCCACGAGGGCGUCGUCAGGGACCUGGUCUUCCCCCAAAACGGGACACUCACACUCAUAUCGACUUCCCGGGACAAGACUUUGAGGAUUUGGGACCUGGCUCAGAAAGGUAAAAAGGUGCAGGUGCUCUCCGGCCAUAAAGACUGGAUCAGCUGCUGCUGCGUAUCAUCCGACUGCAGCAUGAUUGCGUCUGUCGGCAGAUUUGACCGAAUGGUGUGUCUGUGGAGCCUGCGGUCCUACACGUUCAUCAGGAACCUGGCGGGAGGGAUCCACAAGACCUUGUACCUCCUCUCUUCCUGCGACUUCUCUCCUGACGGGGCGCUGCUCGCCACCGCGGCCUUCAGCGGCUCCAGCUGGUGGAUCGACCUCUGGGACCCGUACACCGCCGAGAAACUGGCCACUCUGGUGGACUAUUUUGAAGAUUACGGUCAAAACCAAAUCUCGGCGAUACAGUUCUCUCCCAACGGUUUGCACUUGGCGAUGGUGACGGACGACAGAGCGCUGCGGAUCUGGGAGCCGGGCCAGAAAGGGAUGGUGAUGCAGACCAAAGUGGACCGAGACGCCAACGGACUCUGCUGCAAAUACCACCCAAAGGGGGGCGUGGUCGCCACAGGAACCAGAGAUGGCCACGUGAGGUUCUGGAGGGCGCCCAGGACGGUGCCCAGCCUGAGCCACCUGUGCCGCUCCAUCCUGCGCCACUCGGUGUCCACGCACCAGAUGGAGCCGCUGCCCCUCCCCAAGAGGAUCCUCCAGUACCUGACCUACAGAAACAUCCCGGACCGCCUCAAGACCUGCUGCUCCUCAGAUGAAGAAGACUGGGAGGGUUAAAAUAGGAACGUUAACACAGCGAGUGAUUGUCAUGCGUAAUAUUUUAUUUUUUUUUGCUGAUUGAGGUGUUUUUCACAGCUCAGGAAAGCAUCUAACGUAAUCUCUUUUUUUUUUUUUAGAUGCAGCAUUCCUACAUUAAGGAUUUCAUUUUUUUUUUGCACUAUUUUUAAGAUGAUGCAUAUAAUGUUCACGUGCUUAUGACUUGAAUAUCACAAUUUUAUACUAUUAAUUUAUUGUGUAAAUAUAAAAUGUAUACAUGUGUAUUUCUAAUUUCUGUUUAUCAUAAAACGGCACAUGCUACUGUACCUGCACAUAUUAAUUGUUAAUACAAAAGAUAACAAACUGGAAAUAUAGGAAAUAGUUUUAUUAAACAGAUUCAAAACACACGUACAUGUCUUAAGACAUUUUCUUAGUUUCUUUGAGAUUGUUUACCUCAUCACAUAUUUCCAAAAGGAUGGAUGAGUGACAGACAGUUCCUACACUGGUGGCUAAAGUGCCCAAACGAUCAUUUUUUUCCAUUAAUAGUUACAAAUGACUGCCUCACAUUUUUUUUCCCUCAAGUUGUGUGCCGAUGCGAGGCACUCAGACGGCGGCGAGCACUCGUUUUUCUUGUGUCAUGUGACGGAAGUCACACAAAAAAAAGUGUCUCCACCGUUGGUCCGAGUUCAAGAGAGCCAGAAGUCCCGUGUAUCUAGGACGCCUCGCUGACCACCAUGUCUCUGACGGCCUGGAACGCUGCGACCAUGGAGCUCAGCUGGAUCUUCUCGUUGGUCCCCGAGGAGAGCCGGUGUCUGAGGGAGACGACACUCGAUGAGUCCA
Molecule: messenger RNA, 2380 nt
Organism: Cyclopterus lumpus (lumpfish)
Lineage: Eukaryota; Metazoa; Chordata; Actinopteri; Perciformes; Cyclopteridae
Gene: wsb2
Product: WD repeat and SOCS box containing 2
Exons: 9
Coding region: 299-1561 (420 amino acids)
Biological process (GO): intracellular signal transduction
Molecular function (GO): protein binding
Source: RefSeq, a predicted model, not a curated record